CGUCCAGCCGAACCAACAAACGAAAAUUAAAAUCAGUAAAUUAAUUCCAAGUACACCAUCCAAAGUGUAUUCCAUCCAACCAAACGAGGUAGAGUUUUUAUUGUGUUAUGUUUGUGUACCUGUUGAACGUCAUCAUGCCAGUCAAGUUCGCGCAACUAGUCAGUACAGUUGAACAAGUUGUUCAGACUGGUCGUGACUUAAGUUCGCCGUAUCAGAAUGGAAAGUUAGAGAAAGUUCGAUUAAAUUGUUUUUGUGUAAAAUUCACAGAGUUUACUUCAAACUAUAUUAACUCAAACGCUAGAAUAAAGUGGAAAUGUCAAAUUCUUCGAUAUGUAAAUCAUCCGUGUACAAAGCAUAUCAAGAUGUUAUCAAUGAUGUGAUAUUAAAUGCUAGAGAACACUUCAUCGAAGAUGGGGUCGAUGAAGCAGUAUUACAAGAACUCAAACAACUAUGGGAAACAAAACUAGCAGCUACAAAGGCAGUGGACGAAAAUAGAGAUGCCGAUAAAGUAAUAAGUCCGAAUAACAAACCAAAGCCGGAAUACAUCAAUCAACAUUAUAUAAAACCACUACCAGCGACUGUUCAUCAGUUGCAAUUGCAACACCAGCAGCAGCAACAGCAGCACCAACAGCAACAACAACAGCAACAACAACAACAGCUAUUGUUAAAUAACAAACAAAUAGUAGGCCAAGUUCCUCCAAAUAAUCACAUGCCUCAGGGUCCCCCCGGUAUCGGUCUUCCAGAAUGGCGUCGAGUUCCUAUCCAGAUAAACAUUCCAUCUCCUGGUUCUGCAGAUGGUCACAGAAUACUCUCUAUAGAUGUGCCUGAGGUCUUCCUCCAAGGCCAUCACCUCAGGUCAAUCCUGACCGGGCAAGCAAUUAGCACAACCAUGAGCUUACCUUUGGCAACUGCUUGUGCUUACCUUCAGGAUCACGUUAACGCUGCUUUCAUAGAACAUCAGCAGAGUUAUUACAACUCUCUAAGCAAUGGUAACCCGCAAAUGCACAAUCAUAUGCAUGAUCGCUUACUUGAAAAUAGAUUAAGAGGUAUACCUCAAGGUGAUGGUCCGGCAGAUUAUUCCUAUGCAUCUUUAACUAACUCUUCAACUAACCCCCCUUCACAAAAAAGUAACAAUAAAAGGUCGAAAGGUAAUAAUUCAGACCCCGUGCUCAACUCCUCUUUCCCAAACGAUCUUGAAGAUCAGUUACUUCUGAAUAGUUUAAGAGGAAUUCCUCAGGGUGAUGGACCUGCUGAUUCCUCGGAUGAUGAUGAUAAAAGUGACGAAGGAUCUGAAGAGAUAGAAGACGACAAAGAAGAGGACGAAAUGGAGGAUGAUCUUACUGGAGAAGCUGAAGACGAACCAUUAAAUUCUGGAGAUGAUGUUUCGGAUGCUGAUGGAACGGAAGAAUCCUUUGAGACUGAAAAUGUGAUAGUAUGCCAGUAUGACAAGAUUACAAGAAGCAGAAAUAGAUGGAAGUUCCACCUGAAAGAUGGCAUCAUGAACUUAAAGGGUGAAGAUUUUAUUUUUCAGAAGGCAAAUGGAGAUGCUGAAUGGUAAUAAGGAAGAAAGCUAGAUAAAUUUUUUAUUUGAUGUUGUGAUUUUUACGAUGGACUCAUUUUAUUUUGUAUUACUAAAUGAAGUGAUUUCUAGUUAACAACCAAAAGUUACCAUACGUGACUGAAUAUUCCCCACAGACAAAAGUGACUAUCCUUGUUGAUAAUCCGACGUAUCAAAAAGAGUCUUUAAGUAUGGGUAUAUUAAUGAUUCAAACUUCAUUGAGUGUGUGUGUGUCAAGUGUCAAGUUUGUGUGUCCUAAAAAUAGGACAUAUUUUAAAACGUAAUUGGUGUAAGGGCUAUAUACACGGGGAGAUACAGGGAGAUAUUAGAUAGAAGUUCAACCACGAUCUGAGUGGUUCUGCUCUUUGCAAUACUGGAAGUUUAAAGGAGGUACUUACUAUUAUUUGUGUUUCAUAUAUUAAUAGUGGCGGAUCUUAAUAUUUAUUAAGAUAAAUUAAAACCAUAAUUAAAACAACGCCAUUUCAAGAUACAACAUUUAUUAACUGUCAUUAUUGGUCGACAGUGACUUAUUACAUUGAGAGUGUCUACUGCCACCUAUGUACGUAAUGAUACAAGUAUCAUAUGUAACAUCCCCCUCUUUAUACAAAGUACUUAUAGCUAAUAUGUAACAAAGUCAUCAAACCUUUGUGGUCGUUUAAUACACCUACCAGGCCUUGAACUUUUAUUCAGGCUUACACCCACGCCUGGAUCAUUGAUAUUACCACUAACAUUUUGCUGUUCCUCAUCUUUGUCAUAACUAUUAUUAUUACAUUCUGUACUUUCACUAUAGUCAAAGUUAUCUGUGCUACAAGAUGGAUUGAUCAAAGUCUCAUUUUUAGUGUGUUUAAGAAAGGAAGAAUUUCUUCUAUACGUGUGACCACUUUGGUCUUGAACAAUAUAUGACCUUGGUGCUGGGUAUUCUUCAACUACUUUUGCCGGUUCCCACGACGUAUCUUCCUUUCUUACUUUCACUAGUACAUUGUCGUUUAAUUGAAAAUUACAUCUUUCCUUAGCCGUUUUGUCAUGAUGAUCUUUUGUUAUCCCUUGCCUCUGUAACCUUUUAUCAUAUACAUUUACAACUUUUGGUUGUAAUAUAUUGUUUGAUACUGGCAAACUUGACCUUAAAACUCUACUACUCAAAAGUUCGGCAGGUGAUACAUUAAAACCACACAAUGGGCUGUUUCUGUACUUUAGCAAAUAAUAAAAAAGAUCAUCAUAAUUUGAACACUUCCUUAACAUUUGUUUGCAAAUACCUACAGCCUUUUCGGCUAAGCCAUUACUUCUGGGAUAUCUUGGACUGGAAAACGAGUAUUCAAUAUUAUAGUAGUUACAAAAUUUUUUGAAUUUAAUACUGUUAUAUGGUACAUUGUCAGACACAAAUUUUCUUGGCAAGCCAUGUGUAGCAAAUACGUUUUUUAGCUGUGAAAUAACUUCACUGAUACUCUUACUUCUUAUUCUAAUGAGCUCAAUCCAAUUACUGUAAUAAUCAAAUAUGACUAAGUAUGACUUUCCACCAAAGUCCAAGAUAUCUGAAGCAACUAUCUCAAAAAGAAGCUUGGGCACUUCAUGACACAUAAGUGGUUCCCUUUCACAGUUUCUACUAUAAGUUUCCAUGUUCGACACUUACUAAUAAAUUCCUGUAUAUCCGAGGACAUACCAAGUCAGUAAAAAAGUUUUCUUGCUUUUGCUUUAGUUUUUCUAUCUCUAAAUGAAUCUUAUGCAGCUGAUUUAACAUAUGCAAUCUAAGAGUUUUAGGAAUGCAAACACGAUCAUUAUAAAAAAUUAUGACAUUCUUGACAAGCAAAUCAUCUUUAAGUUUCGCAAAUUGUUUAAUUUCUGUUGAUUCCGAAAAAUUUUUAUCUGGCCAGCCCUCUGAACAAUACUCUUUUACAACUUUAAAAUCUAGGUCAGCCUUUGUUUUGUUUUUGAUAUCAUGCAACCGAUUUAGUGUUAUUGGAAGAUCUCUUUCAACACAAUGUACUACCUCUGAAAAAUCUAUGUCCUCCUUUACUUUAUCUUUUAUGAAUGAUCUGCUCAACAAGUCAGCAAUGUACAUCUUAUUUCCGGGCAAGUAUUCAAUCUUAAAAUUAUAUUUUAAAACUUUUAGUCGCAUUCUUUGAAGUCGAGAGGUAAUUUUAUUUAUAUCUUUUAACUGAAUUCUUACUAAAGGUUUAUGAUCAGACUGCACUAAAAUAUCCUGACCAUAUACAAACUGAUGAAAUUUUAAAAGACAAAAACACACUGCUAGAUACUCUUUCUCAAUUUGUGCAAACCUACACUCACUCUCAGUCAGUCUUCUGGAACAAAAGCCUAUGGGCUUCCCUUCUUGCAUAAGACAACCCCAAUACCAUUCUGACUUGCAUCAGCUUGUAUAACUAAUGGCAACUUACUAUCAAAAAUUUUUAAGGUCGGCAAGUUGCUUAUUACAGCUUUUAAACUUUGAAACGCACUAUCAUGUUCACUAGUCCAAAGAUAUUCUACAUCUUUUUUGAUUAAAUUUCUUAAUGGUUCAACAAUACUCGAUAAAUUUGGAACAUAUUUUGUUAAAUAAUUUGCCAUUCCUAACAAACUCAACAACUCUUUUUUAUUUUUAGGCACCUCCAAGCUCAAAAUGGCUUUAACAUAACUGUUGUCUGGUUUAACUCCUUCCUUUGAAUAUAUUUGACCUAUGUAUUUAACCUCACCCACCUUAUACUGCAACUUACUUUCUUUCAUUAAACCUAACAUUAUACUUUCUCGCUCUUUCUAACACUUCCAUCAUUAUUUUAUCAUGCUCAUCUACACAACUUCCUGCUACUAUAAUGUCAUCAAAGUAGAUUUGCACUUUUAAAUCACCAAACAUUUUUUCAUUGAUUCUCUGGAAUACUUCUGGGCUAGAAGCCAAGCCAAAAGGCAAGCGUUUAAGUCUGUAUUUACCAAAAAGUGUUAUAAAAGUGCAGAUUUUACUGCUUUCACUAUCGAGUGGAAUAUGGUAAAAACCCUCUUUAUGUCAAGCACUGAAAAUACACACUUACCCUGCAGCUUUGUACCUAUUUCUUCUGAAGUAGGAAUAGGGUGGCUAUCCAAACAAAUGUUUUGAUUAAGAUGAAGAGGAUCUAGACAAAUCCUUAGAGCACCAUUAGGCUUUUCUACACAAACAAUGUUGUUCACCCCACUCUGAGAGUCCAUCAGCUUUCUCUAUUAUUUUGUUUCUUACCAUUUUUUCCAACGUUGCCUUUAAUUUUGUUUUGACUUUAUCUGGCAACCUUCUACAACUGCUUACUACUGGAACAUAGUUAUUUUUUAAGACUAUUUUAUAGACAUAAGGAACUUUACCAGUCCCUUUAAAUACAUCACUGUUAUCAUUAAUAAACUUGUUUUUUAAGUUAUCCGUGCAACUGCCUUGCAACUGUACCUCUUCAACUCUCUUUAUUAAAUUUAAUCGUUUACAAGCAUUUAACCCAAACAAAGGCUUACCUACAUUAUUAACAACAAUGAACUUUAUUUUAUAUUCUUUACGUCUGACAACACACCUAAGAUUUACAUGACCAAUAGCAUUUAGGCUAUUAUUGCCAUAUAUGACAUUAACACAUGAUUUUCAUUAACUAUUUCCUUGCUAGCAUUACAUUUUUUGACAACAUCUAGAGGUAAAACAUUACACUGAGCACCACAAUCUAGCUUUAUAUCCAAAAACUCAUUAUUAACUAAUACAGUUUCAACCCACUCUUUUCCUUUCUUAUUGUAUUGUAACGUGCUAACAUUACCUACCUCUAUCAUGCCUACAAUGUCUUCGUCGCUGCUUUGUUCUACCUCAUGUACAUUUCGUUGAAUAAAUUGCUUAGACCUACUAUAUUGUGAUUUUUUCACUCUACACCAUACAGCAAAAUGGUUAACUUUACCACAUUUAUUACAUACCUUUCCAUAAGCAUAACAAUGUCCCUUGCCAUGGUUGAGACCACAUCUAAAACAGUCAUAGGAUUCCUUACCACUUUUAUUAAACUCUUGUCUCCCAACAGCUUCACUUUGUUUUCUUCCUUCACUUUGUUUUCUUCCUUCACUAAUGAGUUUUUUCUUUAUAACAGCAUCAACUGUUUCUUGACCUUGUAAACUUCUCACCUGAAUUUUUGUUGCUUCUGACGACCUACACAUUUCUUCAGCAGUCUUCAGAUCUAAAUUAUCUUUACUGAGUAACUUUUCUUGCAUAUUCGGGUCGCGAAUGCCCAACACUAUUCUAUCUUUAAUGAGUGACUCUUCUUGAGUGUCAAAAUUACAGGUUUUUGCCAUUACUUUUAAGUCUUUUAAAAAGUUGCCAAAACUUUCACUUUCAGCUUGUGAACCGGAAAAAAUUUAAACCUGUGAUAUGUCACAUUACUACCAUGACACCACAGUGUUUCAAAUUCGUUCGGUUCUGCGCAUGACGUCAAUACGUGACUAGUUAGCUGCGCCAAUUUGAAAUAAACUAUGGAUAACAUGAAGAGUGGAAGCAUUCUGGUAACAAAAUUACGGAUUAUUUAUGUUAAAUUUCUUUUUACGAAACGUAGUGAUAAAGUAAUGGAUAUAAACUUUUGUGAAUUAUGGAUCUAUUGAAGAUAAAAUAGGCAAAUGUGCACUCAAAAUAGUGAUGUUUUCAUUAAAAUUAUUAUCACACUAACGUAAUUAUGACAUUCACCGAAUACAACGAGAAAAACCUUAUUACUACCUACUAAAUUUCAAUACUUUCCGUUAUUAAAAAGGUUUUUCGCAUCUACAUCAGUCCCGUCUUUGAGAGGAUGUGGAAUCUUAUUUUCGUUAGAGGUUUGGUCAUCACAUCUGUAACUUGUUCUGCAGUGGAAAUUUGUGUGAAGGCUUUUUAGUUUGAUCACAAUUUCUUAGGUUAUAUCUUCCUGUUUCCAUAUCUACCGAUUCUUUUAUGGUCAUCUUCACCAUUCUGUGAGAUUAUUUCAGUAUCGAUCUCAUUUUGUUCUAAUUGAGAAAUAGCUAUAUAAUGAUGGUCAUUUUUAGAAUUAUUUUCUAUAAGGAGGUAUUGUAGAGGCCAUUGAACUCAUUUCUGACAACCAGUUUUUCCAAAUGUUUAACCUGUUAUAUAAAUAGCAGAAACAAACAACAACAAAUGACAAAAAUGUCGGGAUCGUCACGUAUUGACGUCACUUGACAUUUGACAGGAGGUGCGUGGUGUCAUAUCUUCGGUUUCAUUAUAUCAUGAUUACUACGUGGUUUACAAUACUGAUCAAAAGCUUCCGUUAUCUUUUUAUAAUCCUUCUUGUCGGCCUCCGAAAGGUUAAGGGUGUUGUACACAUCUAGGGCUUCCUCCCCAGCAGCAGUUAGAAACAGGGCUACUUUUCUUUCAUCAGACUUUUCUUCCAGGCCUGCAGCCAACAAAUACAAAUCAAAUUGUUUGAACUUUUCAUAACUUUUUGCCACGUUUUGGUCAAAAUAAAUGGGUGACGGCAACUUCAAAUCCAUUUUUAGUUUGGUUUAUCUUUCUUUUUAUCGAAACUAUUUCCUUACUUAAAGGCUCCAUUUAGUGUUACAUACCUGACACCAUGUUUCAUAUGUUAAUAGUGGCGGAUCUUAAUAUUUAUUAAGAUAAAUUAAAACUAUAAUUAAAACAACGCCAUUUCAAGAUACAACAUUUAUUAACUGUCAUUAUUGGUUGACAGUGACUACAUUGAGAGUGUCUACUGCCACCUAUGUACGUAAUGAUACAAGUAUCAUAAUAUGUAACAAUUUGUGAAAAAAAUCCACGUGUUUCCUGUGACAUUUUCCUCUGAAAAUUAGAUUUUACAUAUCCAUAGGUCAAGAUAGUAUCGAUUUUAUGAAGAAAAUUUUUUAAAAUUAGAAAAUUUUAUCUUAAAUAAGAAAAUUUAAUUUUAAUUUCUUAAUUUAAAUAAUAUUAAGGUUAAAUUUUCUUCAUAAAAUCGAUAGUAUCCUGUCAUUCUAUGGAUAUGGAAAGACUCAGAAAUUCAUUGCAACACACCAUUUUUGUUUCAUGGAAAAUGCCGGAUUUUUCCACAAAUUGUAAGUACCUCAUCUAACCGUCCAGUAUUGCAAAGGACUCGGAAAAUCGUGGCUGAACUUCUAUUUAAUAUCUUCCCGUUUAAUAUGAUUGUAUUAGUGAAGUAUUCCAAUUCUGAUUAUUUAACGCUCCCAGGUUUAUAUACCUAUGGUCUGUACAGUAUAAUCCCCGAUGUACGUCAUUAUCUACGUCAGAGAUCCAAGUUGACAUUGUUACCAAAUUACAAAAACAUUCCUGAAUUAAUUUUAAAUCAAAUAUAUCACACAAUUAUUGCAAUACGUUAAAACAAUUUAGGCCGCUUGUCUAAUAUAAGAAAGUAAAAUAAAAUUAAAAUAAUAACACUUUUUCCAUCACUUAUUUAUUUUGAAUUGUUUUGUUACAGUUACAACCAGAUUUUCAAAUGUUAAUCGAUCAUUUCUCUUCAGAUUCAUUUAAGUUUCAGUUUUCUGAUCGAUACAUAUGAUGGUGUAUGGUGUUAUAUAAUUUCUGAACAAUGUAAAAAGAGUGUUGUGCUUAAAAGUUACACACUAGUACAUGCUUCUGUUUCUAGAUUUUAGUCUCUCUUAUACUUCAUCUUCUUUUUUCAUCCACCUUGUGUUUUUUAGAAAAACUUUGGUUCAUCAUCAGUUUAAACCUAUAAAAAAUUUAACUUAAUGUUAAUGAUCAUAGAGCCAUAUAGUAUAACAUCAAAUAUAAUUAUACAGGGUGUUUCAUUAAGCAUUGUCCAUAUCGUAACUGGAGAAACCUUAUCACAAAAUACGAAGAUUUAACCCAAAACACUUAAAUAAAAUAUUUCUUCCUUAACGAGAUACAGAGUGUUUUAUUACAAAUGUUCUAAAAUGAUUUUAACCCAUUGUUAGUUAAACCGGGAGCAAUCGCGCCGUUAGAAAAAAUCGUAACAUUUUAUCCUUUUCCGUGAUAACUUGAUGAAAAAUUUUGCAAAAUAACUUUCCACUCGUAAGUGCCUCGAGGAAGAUUGUAGUAAUGCAUGGACAUUUCUUUUUAACUUUUUUUAUUUUUUUUAUUUUUAAAUUUUUUUGUGUGGAAUUUAUGGCUUUGGUGAGAACCAAUUAGCUUUAAAAUUGUUAGAAAUAGAUAUUUUUCUACAACCACUAUUCAAAGUGCACUUUUCUGCACAGUUUUAUGUUAACAAAAUUGAUAUUUUCUCAGAGUAUAAGAUUUAUGACAUUACAUUCUACAAUAAAAUCAUAAAUAUAAUUAUAACAUGUUUAAAUGAUAUGGUUUUAUUUAAGAUAUUAGAUUUGAUAGUGCUUUUCAAAAAAGAACCGAUUUAACUCAUGUCCGAGAAAUCUGAAAAAAAUAGCUACUUAACACAUUAUUUUUCAACUUUAAUUUGGUAUUUUACAAAUGACUACCUCAUUCUGAGGUUACAUAUUCUGUUUACAUCUGUGGUUAAAACGUAGACAAAUAUACAACCUGUAAGACAAUUAUUAUACUUAAUUAUAGAAUAGAAAUUAAAUUAUGGAUGUUACAACUGUUUUAUUGUACAAUUUUUAUUCUUAAUAAAUAUUUUAAAAUUAUCAAUUUACGAAUAAGGAUUAAGCAACCUCAGCAAGAUACGUCGAAUGAAGUAGGUAUGGUGGAAAUCCGUGACUGCAUAAAUAUUACGUCAAAUGUGACAUUAUUUUGUAAUAAUUUAUUUAAAAUAGUUCAAAUUAAAACAAAUUAAGGCAGUGCAUUAAUUUUUUAACUGAUUUCUGUGUAAUUUGUUUAGGUAUAAGGAAUUUAAAUUGAUUAGUAUUAAUUAAAUACAGUUUAAAAUUUAUAAUUUAUUAUAACAAAUCUUCGUUUGGAAAUUGUGAUUAUUUUUAGCAAAAACUGUGGUUGUAGAAAAAGUAUAGUGUCUAACGCGUGCAGAAAGGUAAUUUCUCACUUCGUUCGUAACUUUUUAAACUCAUGAGAAAUUAGUACCUUUCUGCACUUGUUGCACAAUAUACUAUUUUAACAUAACAAGUAAAUAAAAAUAUUAUAAAAUAGAAAUUUGUUUUAAGUUCGUAUUUAAAUUCGCAUUGUGAGAUUUUUUCUCUACGCGCGACUACUUACGUGACAGAAGUGAGCGCGACUACUCCCGAGUUAAAGCACAAUAUUUUUUUGUUCAAACUUGACACACAGUUUACACAUGUUAGGAUACUUUAACUAGUGUUAAAAGAUAGUUUUUCGAUGUUACCAGAGUCGUGUUGUAGGGAUAUAUACUUCCUUUUCGCCCCUUUACCCCCCUUACAAACUACGCCACUGUCAUAAUAAUCAUUUCAGCAUGUUUUUUUGAUUCUUCGUUACUUUUUACGUAAAUAUCAUCCUUUUGUCUCAAUACGAUAGAGUAAGUAGUUUUCAAGUUAUUUGCGUUUUAAUGUAAUGAAUUCAAUAUGAUUAUGUAUUUUAAACAUAUAAUCUUAUUGAACGUAGUUUAAAAUACAUAGUUUUAUGGAAUCCAUUAUCUUUAAAUGCAAAUAACUUAAAAACUGCUUAUUCUAUCGCAAUGAGACCAAAGGAUGAUAUUUAUGUAAAAAGUAACAAGGAAUAAAAAACUCGGUAUAAUAUCUCUACAGCAAGCCUCUGGUAACAUCGGAAAACUAUUUUUUAACACUAGCUAGGGAGCGUUCAAGUAUUACGUAACGCGAUUUUUGAAGAUUUUUGACCCCUUCCCCCCCCUACGUAACGCACCCUAAUGGGCGUUUAACUAUUGCGUAACGCAAUUUUUGAAGAUUUUUGCCCCCCCCCCCCAACCUGCGUUACGUAAUACUUGAACGGCCCCCUAGAGUAUCCUAACAUGUGUAAACUGUUUGUUAAGUUUGAACAAAAUAUAUUGGAAAGGGUUAAAACAAUGGGAUAAAAUCAUUUUAGAAUAUUUGUAAUAAAACACUGUAUUUCGGUAAGGAGAAAUAUUUUAUUUAAGUGUUUUGUGUUUUGUGCUAAGGUUUCUCCAGUUACUAUAUGGACAAUUCUUAAUGAAACACCCUGUAUAUUAUAUAUAAAUAUAUUAUACUACUUAGUAAAUAAUAAAAACAAAUCUGAAGUGUCAACACCGCAACUGUCAAAUAAGUGUUACCAAUUUAUGCGAAAAUGCCAAAUGCCACCUUCGUUCGAUUGCAGUUGAAUCGGUCAUUAUGAAAAGGGGUCAUCUCCACUUUUUUAACAUUUGUACUUUCUGUCGAAUUUGUAUUUAAUACACAUAAACACGUCUAUUCCAAAGGAAAAGAAAGGAAAAGCGGUAGGACCAGAUGAUAUUC
Messenger RNA from Diabrotica virgifera virgifera (western corn rootworm), 10801 nucleotides. Its product is annotated as transcription initiation factor IIA subunit 1-like. Bases 314 to 1558 code for a protein of 414 amino acids. NCBI's taxonomy places the organism in Eukaryota, Metazoa, Arthropoda, Insecta, Coleoptera, Chrysomelidae. The record is from RefSeq and is a predicted model, not a curated record. The transcript has 6 exons. Gene Ontology annotation, cellular component: transcription factor TFIIA complex. Gene Ontology annotation, biological process: transcription initiation at RNA polymerase II promoter; transcription by RNA polymerase II.